AUAGGCCUAUAUGACAUUGCACUUCGCUAGGUUUGGCUGUGUAUCGGCCUAAUAUAAUUCUACUCACUGCAGAAGAAAGGCAAGAAUCGUGUGGAGUUACUUUUGACAAGUCUGUGAUUGACGAUGGCGAGUAGAAGUCAAGGACGCUCACCUCGUCGUAUCCCGGCAGGCAGUGGGCCGUAUGGAGUCGGGUGCGGAGAUAUCAUGGCUGGGCUCUCUACAUCGGGGGUGUUCUUCCGCCUAUUCUAUCCGAUGGAGAAGACUUCAGGUGGUCCCCCUAAGAAGGCGAGGCCCCCCUGGUUGCUAGGGAGCCAGUAUGCUAAGGGUUACGGGGCGGUAGCAGGCAAGAAGCUGGCUGGGGUGACCCUCAAGUGGCUGCUAUCUAAAGUCACGCUACCGGUCUGGUGGCACGGUAAACUGAGCGAGUCUAAGACCAAGUACCCAGUGAUCAUCUUCAGCCAUGGCCUGGGGGGCUGCAGGACCACCUACACCAGUAUCUGCAUGGACAUUGCCUCCCAUGGUUGUAUCGUAGCAGCGGUAGAACACAGAGACCAAUCUGCCUGUGCUUCCUUCAUCAUCAAUAACAACAACAGCAACGGGACGGCUAACGAGUUAGACCAGCAGUGGAUCACGUAUCAUAAAGCAGCAUACGAGGAGCAGGAGUUACGAACAAGACAGGUAAACCAGAGAAAGGAUGAGUGUAUAGCAGUACUAGACUACCUUCAGGAUCUUGAUGAAGGAGGUCACUUAGAAAACGAUCUGGAUCCCGAUAUGGAUCUCACAGUCUUUCAGGGUCAUCUAGACCUAAACGAUGUAGCUUUGUGCGGACAUUCGUUUGGUGGUGCUACAACUAUUGCCUGUCUAAGCAGAGACGAUCGAUUCAAAUGUGGGGUUGCAUUUGAUGCGUGGAUGUUCCCCCUGGACGAAAGUCACCUCGAUGUCAAACAACCACUCUUCUUCAUCAACACGGAGAAGUUCCAAUGGAAAGCCAACAUCACGCGCAUGCUCUCGCUUGUGCCCGAUAUACACGCAUCCUCUGGUCCACGCAGGAUGGUUACCGUACGUGGGACUGUCCACCAAAGCCAGUCUGAUUUCAGCCUCAUUGUGCCUCAAUUCCUCGCCAAGCUGACCAGUGCUAGAGGACCCCUUGACCCUUACGUUGCCAUGGCAACCAACAACUUUGCCGCCAUCCGCUUCCUGUCCAAUUACCUUGAUCUUCAGUUUGGAGAUGAGACUGAUGGCCCAGUGUCUUCCAGCGAUGAUCUCAUCAUGAUCGGUACCAACGUCUGUCUCCUCGACGUUGAAGAGAAGGAGCAGAGAAAGGAGAAUGGUGAGAGACGAGGUUCACUGAUAAGGAGAAGCUUACGGCUAAAGCGAAGGAAAUCACGUAGUCCGAAGGAGAAUGAGGAGAGAGAAAGUGAACGAAAGGAGAAGACAGAAGAACAGAGAGGGGAUUAGGAUGGAAAUGAGUGAAAAGGUAGAAAGGAGAUGAAAGAUUAUGUAAAAGUAAAAUUUGAAGAGGAGAAACGAGAGAUUGCAUGUAAGUUAGCCUUCCGAUGUUUAUUCAGGCGCUGCUUUACUACAGAUUCUUAUUUUCAUAAUUUUUGUAUCUAUUUAUAAUAAUUUGUUUAAAUUUGAUCAUGAUCAUUGUUAAGACUAAAUGUCAUAAUCACUGCGUUGUUAUAUGAUAUAGGAAUGAAUUUAUCAAAUGAAAUUGGUUACGCUUCAAAAUUGUAGUCAUUACUAUAAAUCAUGUCGAUGUCAAAUUUCAAAUACAUGUUAAAAAAAUCGAAAGUGCUCUUUUCUAAUGAACCAGUUGCUUGGCUACACAAAGGGAAAAGAAACCUUUUUUUUCUUUCUAUUAUACAGGGGGCUGGAUAUACCUCUAAAAUUCUAGAGAGCUGAAAUUCAAUUAUGCCGAUCAUAAGUGUAAUUUAUGUACAUGUAGGUAGGCAAUCAAAAAUGAAAUUUUGUGACAGAUUAUAUAUUUAUAGAUUUAUUUAUAGUAGCAGGGUAAGAUAGAGACCUGGAGGUGUUUCACAAAGCCUCUUUUCAGUGACAAAUGACAAAAAUCAGUGACAAAUCUGCUGGUAACCAAUCAGAAGCAAGGAUUUCAGUAGCUUAUAACAAAAAUUGUCAUUUGUCACUGAUGACAAGUUUUGUGAAACGCCCCCCUAGAGUGAGAGUUCAGAAGGUGAGAUACAUAUACUCAAGGAAAGGUUAACCCCCUGCAUUCGAGAACUGGAAGGUCCCAGUAUAAAACAUAGGGGAAAGUAGAGAAUUUAGUAGUCAAUUGGUUUACCAAAGGAAAUAAAUUACUAGAAAAUGCCACAGGCCACAUGGGGUCAAUAGUGACCUAUAUUUAACCCUUUGUUUUGAACUGUAUCAGGUACCAGGUAAUUAUGAGGUUCUUUGACCCUUCCAUUACAGCCUUCGUCAAAGAUUUGUAUAAUUAUAUACUUGGGUGAUUUUGUGUUUUUUUGCAUUCAGUAGACUAGAGUGAUAUGAAGUUCCUUUCCAAGUUAGAAGUAUAUUACUAAUGCUUAUAGUAAUUGGAGAUAGACAUAGGGAAUGUGAUAAUCAUCUCAUACUUAUAUUAUAUACUGAUCACAGAGUGAGAGGUAUUGCAAAAGGGAAAUGGAGUGACAGAGGGAAGGAGGAGGGGGAGAAGAAGGGAAAAGGAGGAUGAGAGGGAAAGGGGUGAACAUAAAGAGAGAGGGGGGUCAGUUCUACUAGAUCAGAAACUUAAGAGUAGGGUAUGAUUAUAGUGACUUUUUAGAACUAAUCAAGUCAUUCCACUUCCCUCCAAUUAUAUGCUUGCAUUAUUACAGUCUUAGCUUCAGAUUUAAACACUUUUUAUGCCAUAUUUUUAUACACCCUACUAAAUGAAUAGAACCCCCUAGACAGUUAAUUCUACGGUGCUUUUUUUAAAGAUCAUACAAAAUACCAAGAAAUUUCAAGCAGUGUGUUUUAUUUUUUCACUAUUUAAAUAUCUUUCUUCAAAUUUUGAUACAUGAAUGACGUAAAAAAUAUAGAACAUUUUGUAUAUUGUUCUUUGAAUCAGUGUAAGCAUUUACAUGUAGGCUUCAGAUCGAAAUGAGGCUAAUUUGUAAACUGUACUCAUUCAACCAGAAUGGAAAUGUUGUAUUUUGAGAAUUUGCUACCUGUUUGCACAGAAAAUAGAAUUGGAUAGAACCAGUUAAGCCUUGAUACAGAAAACUUUCAUUGGUUGGGGUAAUUAUAACAUGCAUAUUUAACUUCUACCAACCUUAACGUUUUAAGUGGGCAAGCUUUUGUCCACUCCUGUGGACUUUCUCAAGCCAAGUGAUUAUUUGCACAGCAACUACUGCCUUGAGAUCACUGAAGGGAGAAAGGUGACUUGAGGCCUGUCCUCAUCAGCUCGAGAUUGCCAAAUAACCCAAUAUUUCUGAUUUGGGAAAUAAGCCCAAAGUUACAAAUCGCGUCUUCAUCAGCUCGAGA
Molecule: messenger RNA, 3480 nt
Organism: Strongylocentrotus purpuratus (purple sea urchin)
Lineage: Eukaryota; Metazoa; Echinodermata; Echinoidea; Camarodonta; Strongylocentrotidae
Product: platelet-activating factor acetylhydrolase 2, cytoplasmic
Exons: 11
Coding region: 124-1458 (444 amino acids)
Molecular function (GO): 1-alkyl-2-acetylglycerophosphocholine esterase activity
Source: RefSeq, a predicted model, not a curated record